Danio rerio (zebrafish) is the source of this 4332-nucleotide messenger RNA. The record is from RefSeq and is a predicted model, not a curated record. Lineage: Eukaryota; Metazoa; Chordata; Actinopteri; Cypriniformes; Danionidae.
GCUAAUGAAGGGACACAUGGCUUUAGUUAGCCUCUGACACACAAACACAUGUAACGUCCUCAUAAAGUCAUACUACACACACUAGUUAGGGAUGGUGUGCAUGUGUGAAGAAGAGACAGAGAGAUUGAGUGUGUGUGUGUGCAUGUGCCCGUGCCACCCCAGGGUGGGAAUGCUAAGACAGACGGGCAGUUUAUUUUUGGGUCAGUGACAGUGUGUCAAUGGCCGCAGAUGAGUCGCAAAGGAAGGCUCUGAGAUACCAGCAGACCGUGCUAUAUGGAGAGUACAGAGAGCACCCUGGUGGGUCUCAGCGGAGAGAGGCUACUCGCCUUCUGAUGGAGAGACAGCGGAAAAAACAUGGACAUCACCACCACCACGGACACUACCAUCAUGCUCACCAGGGGCGCAGUCACAGCCGAAGCCGAAGUCGCCAUCAUAGCCGGCCCCAUCUGGAUCUGGAGAUAGGGAGCAUUCAUGAUAGACCAGAGGAGGAGCAGGGCCACACGUCGUCCUUCAAGAAACGCCGCUCUUACUCCAAAUGCAGAGACUGUGUGGCUCGAGUACAGAAGUUCCUUGUCUCGAAAUUGGGAGAAGACUGGAUCUUUCUGGUGUUGUUGGGUAUUACCAUGGCGUUAGUUAGCUGGAGCAUGGAUUAUGCUAGUGCCAAGAGUCUGCAAGCCUAUAAGUGGUUUUAUGGUGAGUUGAGGGGAAACAUCCCACUGCAGUACCUGGUCUGGGUCUCCUAUCCCAUGGUGCUCAUCCUUUUUGCCUCCCUUUUCUGCCACCUGGUCGCUCCUCAGGCAAUUGGCUCUGGUAUUCCGGAGAUGAAAACCAUACUCAGAGGUGUUGUGCUGAAGGAGUAUUUGACACUCAAAGCAUUUGUUGCGAAGGUGGUGGGACUCACUGCUGGCCUGGGCAGUGGUAUGCCGGUUGGCAAAGAGGGUCCAUUUGUUCACAUAGCCAGCAUCUGUGCUGCUGUGCUCAGCAAGUUUAUGUCGUUCUUCUCUGGAGUCUAUCAGAGCCCAUAUGGUUAUACAGACAUCCUCACUGUGGGCUGUGCAGUGGGGGUCGGAUGCUGCUUUGGAACCCCUUUAGGAGGUGUUUUGUUCAGCAUCGAAGUUACAUCAACCUACUUUGCUGUGAGAAACUACUGGAGAGGCUACUUUGCUGCCACGUUCAGCGCUUUUAUUUUCAGAGUGCUGUCAGUGUUCAAUAAGGAUGCGGUCACCAUCACUGCUCUCUUCCGCACCAACUUCCGCAUGGACUUUCCUUUCGACCUGCAGGAGCUCCCGGCGUUCGCCAUUAUUGGGAUUUCUUGUGGAUUUCUGGGCGCUUUCUUUGUUUACCUGAAUCGUCAAGUUGUCCUGUUCAUGAGAAGACCGAAUAUUCUCACACGAUUCCUUACAAAACACCGGCUGGUUUUCCCUGCUGUUGUGACCUUGGUGGUUACAACACUGACAUUCCCGCCAGGCUUCGGGCAGUUCAUGGCUGGAGAGCUGAUGCCCAGGGAGUGCAUCAACUCUCUGUUUGAUAACUUCACCUGGACUAAAAUAUGGGGAUCCCCCCUCCCGCCGGGACUCGGACGCUCUGCUGUGUGGUUUCAUCCUGACGUCAGCAUCUUUGUCAUUCUUAUCCUCUUUUUGAUCAUGAAGUUCUGGAUGUCUGCAGUUUCCACCACAAUGCCCAUCCCGUCUGGAGCUUUCAUGCCUGUCUUUGUUUUGGGUGCUGCGUUCGGUCGUUUAGUGGGUGAGAUCAUGGCCACUCUCUUUCCCCACGGGAUCCUGUUUGAUGGGAUCCUGUACCGCAUCAUCCCUGGAGGGUACGCUGUCAUUGGUGCGGCGGCGCUGACAGGAGCAGUCACUCACACCGUCUCUACAGCGGUGAUCUGUUUCGAGCUUACCGGUCAGAUCUCUCACAUCCUCCCCAUGAUGGUCGCUGUCAUCCUGGCCAACAUGGUGGCUCAGGGUCUGCAGCCGUCACUCUACGACUCCAUCAUCCAGUUUAAAAAGCUGCCGUAUCUCCCCGAGCUGGGCUUCGGCCAUAUAAGUCAGUAUAAUAUCUUUGUGGAGGACAUCAUGGUGAGGAAAGUGAAGUUUUUAUGUUCGCAGUCUACAUACAGAGAAGUGCUGCAUUUGCUGGACUCGACCUCUUUAAAAACCUUCCCACUGGUCGACUCGAAAGAUUCUAUGAUUCUGUUGGGGAGCAUUGAGAGAUCUGAGCUGCUCGCCCUCUGUGAUUGGUGGCUGUCAGCAGAGAGGCGGAUCCUAAUACAAGGACAGAGCCCACAAGGUCAAGUGCCUUGUGCUAAAAUCAGCUGGGAAUCCUUUGCCUUUGUUGAUGAAGAUGAAGAAGAUGAAGAAGAGAAUGUAGAUGAAAAGACAAUACCAGUUCAAGAAGAGAGAAACGGCCCGGUGCCCCCGCCCAAACCUUCAGAACCGUCCACCAAUCACACGUCUCCUGAUAAGGGUCCUUCGCAGUCUUUCAGGAGACUUUUACGUAACUUAUUUUCGUCCUCGUCGGAAAGACACACAGAAGGUCAGCCCCAGGAGCCUUAUCCUCCACCUUUAACCGACACAAUGACUCCAGAACAGAUCAAAGCCUGGGAGGAGAGUGAAAUGGACAAACCUCUGGAAAUAAACCAGAUCAGAAUAGAUCCAUCACCCUUUCAGCUGGUGGAGAGAACCUCACUACAUAAGACACACACACUUUUUUCUUUACUGGGCCUCAGUCAUGCCUAUGUAACCAAUACUGGAAAAUUAGUGGGAGUCGUGGCGCUGAAAGAGCUUCAAAAAGCCAUCGAGGGCUCGACACGCAGUGGUGUCCGUCUGCGCCCCCCUCUGGCCAGCUUCAGGGACACCCUCCGUAAAAAAGCCUCAAAGCCUCAGGCCUCAUCUCCUCCAUCCUCACCCGUCUCCACCACCGCCCCGUCCUCACCUCUGUCUCCACCUGUGAUCUCCCACUCUCAUUCCCACUCGCACUCCUCCAGCCCACCCGCCCCGGUGGAAGAGAAUAAGAAGGAGAUGGAGGUGUGGAUCGAGGGUGUGAAGCGGGAUGUGAUUGUGGGUAAAAGCAGCAGCACAACCACAGGAAGCAGCAGUAGCAGUAGUCGUGGGAAUGGAAGUAGUGACAGUGAGGCAGGAAGUGGCGACAGCAGCCCGAAUCUGCCGCCCUCCUCGCCUCCACCCCCUAUCCCACUCUCCAACCUGCAAGCUGUCCCGGAGAACAAGGAGGAAGAAGAAAGCGAGGAGCCCGUUUAAGACAAGUGACGUUUGUUUUUCUUUUCUUUGAGGUGAGAUUUUUAUAUAACUCUUUUUUGUUUUGUUUUUUUGUUUUUUUUACUUUUGUCGUUUCAGAGUUUUAGGAUGUCCCCUUGAUCUCCUUUUAGUUUUUCCUGCUUUUUUCUGUUAAAACAUUUCUGUGAGUAGUUUUUAGUUCUUUUUUUCCUCUUCGUGAAAACAGGCUGACAAUUUUAGAGAAAGAAGAAAAGUUUGAGUUGUUUUUUUUUCAUUCUAUAAAAAAAUGUAAAGAAGAAAGUGCUCUCUUACUAAUCUUCUUCCUCUAAGAAAUUCUGUGAAUGUUCCCUUCUUUAUUUCCUGUUUAUUUCUUUCUAUUUUAUUUUAUUUUGUUGUAAAUAAAUCUUCAAAUUCUACCGGGUUUUUCUCUUCCUACCCUUUUUCUUUUGUAAAAAAAAAAACAUCAUUAAUAAUAAAAAAAAAGUCAUAUAUAUCAUAAAACAUGCUAUGAGAUUGUCAAAUAUUUGUCUUCUCCUCAGUAACCUUUAAAAUAUACUUUGGUUUCACUUCAAAUGAAAAUGAAUAUAAAUGAUCAUAACUUUAAAUGUUAGGAAGAGAUGAUGAAGGAAGAUUAUGAAGGAAGUAUUUUAUUUUAUGAGCUAAAGAAGAAAUUGAAGGAACAUUUCACGGCUAUAGUUGUUCAAACAAAUAGUGUCCAGCAGGUGGCAUAUUUUCAGAACAUUUCAAUGAAACAUUUUCUCUUUUGCCCUUAUCCACUCACUGGCUACUUUAUUAGGUACACCUUACUAGUAUGGGUUCGACUCUCUUUUGCUUUCAGAACUGCCUUCAUUUUUCAUGGCAUAGAUGGGCUAAUGGGCCCAAAGUGUGCCAAGAAAAUAUCCCCCACACCAUUACACCACCACCAGCAGCCUGAACCUUUGAUAUAACGCAGGAUGAAUCCAUGCUUUCAUGUUGUUGACGCCAAAUUCUGGCCCUACCAUCCGAAUAUCGCAGCAAAAAUCAACGCUGAUCAGACCAGGCAAUGUUUUUCCAAUCUUCUAUUGUCAAAUUUUGAUGAGCCUGUGCUGCCUCAAGGUUGGAC